Molecule: messenger RNA, 1806 nt
Organism: Exophiala xenobiotica
Lineage: Eukaryota; Fungi; Ascomycota; Eurotiomycetes; Chaetothyriales; Herpotrichiellaceae
Exons: 3
Coding region: 354-1256 (300 amino acids)
Molecular function (GO): hydrolase activity
Source: RefSeq, a predicted model, not a curated record
CGUCUCGUCUCGAUUAUGGGCGUGUAAUACUCAGAAUCAUCAGCCUCGACGGAGCGAGCAACGGCAUGAAUUCUUCCAAGCAUCUACCAUGAAUUGCUAGAUUUUGUGCAGGAAUACCGAAAGUGGUUGAGCUGAGAAGGAGGAGUUGGAAGUUGAAGCCUAUCAGAAGCCGGGCCUGACCUCCCUUAGACCGGCCCGAAGGCACCUACCAGCUUGCCAGGCAGCGAAGGACUGACCGCAACCCCGCCUCCUUCGACCAUCAUCACCACAUCACAUACCAGUACUCUAGCCGGCGACAAACAAUUCCCUCCUCAAUCGAUCAAUCGAUCAAUCAGUACUAGGUAGUAAUCAUCAUGUCCUGCCCAGACUGUUUCCGCGGCGCCGCCCACAACCACGCCGAACCAAAAGGCACCAUCGAAACCAUCCACGGGAUUCGCACCUAUGUCGCCGGCGGCAGCGACCCUGCUCGCAGCAAAUCCGCAAUCAUAUACCUCCCGGACGGCUUCUCGCUCAAACUCGUCAACAACAAACUCCUGGCCGACGAGUACGCUGCCGGGACGGGAUGCAAAGUCUACAUUCCGGACGUCGUUUAUGACGGCGGCUUGGACCCAUCCCUCAUGCCCAAAAUGGAAAUCCUCAUGACCCCCAACGCCAGCUGGACAGUCACCGGCGUCCUAUCCAAAGUCUCCACAGCACUCACCCUCAUCCCCUCCAUGAUCCCAUUCUUGUUGUUCGCCCACCCGUCCAAAGUCUACCCGAAGAUCCUGUCGUACGCGCGCGCCGUGAAAGCAGACCUGCCACCUGGCGGCAAAGUGGGCGUUGCCGGAUUCUGCUGGGGCGCCUGGCCGGCCACGAAGCUGUGCGUUGAAACUACUACCGCAGACUCCAACCACGCAGAUGCCAGUCCACGACUAAUCGACGCCCAAUUCAACGGCCACCCAUCGUACAUAGUCAAGACGCCCGAGAUGGUCGUCGACGCGAUCCGCAAGUUCAAAGUGCCCUACUCGGUCGCCGUCGCCGAGAACGACAUGCAGUUCAACAAGGCCGAAGCCGAGAAAGUCGAGGCCACACUGCGCGAGGUGGUCGGGACAAGCGGCGGGGAGAGCGGUUGUACGUACGAGUUCAAGCUCUACGAGGGCUGUGUGCACGGAUUCUGUGUACGUGCGCCGAUCGGCAAGUACGACGAGACGAACGAGAGUGGGUAUGAAGGGGCCAAGAGGCAGGCCGUCGAGUGGUUUGACAAGUACUUGAAUUGAUGUGGAAUUGAAUUGGAUGGGUAUGGAUUGCAUGUCGCCGCAACCGCAACCGCAACUGCACUGCAUAGUGACUGGGAAACCCAUGCGGUGAGAGGAUCUUUUUGACCCAUGCAUGAGCAUGAGCGGAAUGAAGGGUCAGGCGAACAGAGUGGGCCACUCUUCGAGAAGCAGGCUGAGCUGCUCGUGAUCGGUAUGAUUGCAGGCGGGAAAGGAAAGCGGCUGCCAAACCCCUCUACAAUACGGAGAUACGGAGUACUAUACCGAAAAACGGGUACGGAGUACUGUAUGUGGAUUGGACUGAAAUUGAACGACUUCUCCAGGAGCCGACCGGGCGAUGUGACGACCAUGACGGCUCCGUGCUCUUUUCGUAGCGGGCAUCAUUAUAUCAAUCAAUCACAGUCUUCGACGGCGAAAGAUAACAAGCUCUGGGCAUGAAAGAAAAAUACGAGAUCGACAAGAGUCACAAAGUACAAAGUACAAAGUGCGGAGUAUAUAGUAUUGCAAGUCAUGCUUGGAUGUAUCAGUUCAUCAUAUCAUCAUCGUCGUCAAU